Brassica napus (rape) is the source of this 1301-nucleotide messenger RNA. Its product is annotated as protein LURP-one-related 6. The transcript is spliced from 2 exons. Lineage: Eukaryota; Viridiplantae; Streptophyta; Magnoliopsida; Brassicales; Brassicaceae. The record is from RefSeq and is a predicted model, not a curated record. Bases 498 to 1073 code for a protein of 191 amino acids.
CACACAAGAGUCCUCCUAUUUUACAAGAAAUCAAUCUCCCACACGAAUUGGCAUGUUACUAAAUUUCUCAUAUAUUCCUUCAUUUACUUUUUAUUAACAAGUUAUUUCAGAUUUUAGGUUUUGGAGAUUUUGACUCAAAAAACAUUCUAUGAUUUAUUAUUCAGUUCCCCCCACGCGUCAAGUAUUUACUGGAUAAUAAUAAAAGUAUUUGCUAUUUCGACGAACUUACAGUAAUAUAUACUCCAAUAGUAAGAAUAUUUUGAGACUCAAUACCAACAAAAAAGGUAUUAUGUUGAGACGUGGUGCUUAAAAGUCAAACCGUACGUUGCCAAACAUUUGAAAAACUGACCAGUUAUGGACCAUUUCUUCUUCUUCUUUUUUUGCUUUCUUUAAAGUCAAGAAAGUGAAUGAGAAAGGUAACCCAUGCAUGAUAUACGACUAUAUAUAUAUGAUAGAAAAUCCAAAACUUUAGUUUGUUAGUAAAAUUAAAAAGGAAAAUGAAAGCUGUGGUGAGUAAAUUGCAUUUUUCUUCGACGGAGGAGGUGAUGGUGGUGAGACGAAGGCCACACGUGGUUAACGGCGGUGGCUUCGUGGUCACAGAUUGUAGAGAGAAGACUAUUUUCAAGAUUGACGGUUGUGGUGUUCUUGGCACCAGAGGAGAGUUAGUUCUUAGAGAUGGUGAUGGUGCUGAUUUGCUUCUCAUCCAUAAAAAGGGAGGAAUGGUGCAGGCUCUAAGCAUUCAUAACAAGUGGAGAGGCUAUAGUUAUGACUAUCAAGGAAGCCCUAAACCGGUUUUCACAUUGAGAGAUCCUAAGCAAUCUUGUUUCUCCAUAACCGGUUCCAUCCGCAUCUUGGUCCAACCGGGGAACUGCUACUUUGAUGUGAGAGGGUCUUUCCCGGAUAGGGAUUGUAGCAUCGUGGAUUCAACCGGAAGUGUGAUCGCUCAGGUAAAAGAAUGGAGUGGGAGCAAAGAUAUAUACUCGGUGGUGACAAAAGUUAAUGUUGAUAAAGCUUUCGUUUUCGGAGUAAUCGCGGUUCUUGACUAUAUCUAUGGUGAAUCUACAAGUUGUUGAACGGUUCAUCACUAGCAUCAUCUGCAACUUACUCUUUUUUAUACUCAAUCUCUGUAAUGUGCAUGGUGUUCCAUGUACGGUGGUUUGCAGACUAUUACGCCGUUUUAUUAAAUAAUUUACUCGACUCUGUAAAUAUUUUUUACAUAUUUUGUUUUGUAAUAGUUCAAAAAUCAUUACUAAGGUGUUAUAUAGAUUAUUACUUGUAUAAUUAAACUUAACUUUUGUACU